CUGCUUGUCGUGGACGGGCUUGGCGGCGCGCCCCAUCCUGAAACGGGAAAAUCCGAACUGGAGACGGCUGAGCUUCCGAAUCUGGACAAAUUGGCGCGGCGCAGCGCGGCCGGACUGACGAUGCCUGUUAUGCCGGGAAUCACGCCUGGAAGCGGGCCCGGGCACAUGGCGCUCUUCGGAUACGACCCUGUGAAAUAUCUCAUGGGGCGCGGUGUACUGGAGGCGCUGGGUAUUGACGUGGAACUUGGGGCAGGGGACUUAGCGGCGCGCGGCAAUCUCUGCACAUUGGAUUCCAACAACAAUAUUGUUGACAGAAGGGCAGGGCGGAUACCCACUUCGGAGAGCGCGCCUCUCGUGGAGAUGCUGAACGAUAUCGAGAUCUCCGGAGUGGAUGUCAAGGUGUAUCCGGUGCAAGAUUAUCGUUUUGUGCUGGUUAUGCACGGGGAUGAUCUGGACGACAAGAUAAGCGAGACCGACCCGCAGAUGGUGGGCGUCAUGCCGCUUGAAGCCAGGGCGCUCAACGAUGCGUCCGAGCGGGCGGCGGCUCAUGUGAGGGCGUUCGUUACGGCGGCCGGGCGAAGUGCUGCGAGAGCGGGAGUACGCGAACAUGGCGAUGCUGCGCGGGUUCUCGCUGCUGCCGAAGUUGCCUGUCUUCGGUGA
This is a messenger RNA of Geodia barretti, 660 nucleotides long. Lineage: Eukaryota; Metazoa; Porifera; Demospongiae; Tetractinellida; Geodiidae. The record is from the annotation of a GenBank genome assembly.